Ophidiomyces ophidiicola is the source of this 687-nucleotide messenger RNA. RefSeq lists its product as uncharacterized. The coding region runs from base 1 to 687 and encodes 228 amino acids. The record is from RefSeq and is a predicted model, not a curated record. NCBI's taxonomy places the organism in Eukaryota, Fungi, Ascomycota, Eurotiomycetes, Onygenales, Onygenaceae. The transcript has a single exon.
AUGGAUCCAGCCAGCAAGCGCAUUAAACUCACCCCUACUCACGUGCCUACACAUGUCAUUGAUCCCCACGGUGAAGUGAUCAUAAUACUGCGCAAUGCAAAUGCCCCUUUCGCGGUGUGGAAUGAUAUAGUUAAAACCAAGCCAACUCAACCAACCGUCGACCAAACCCCACCCUCCGAUUCGCAGAAUGAAAAGGACGCGGAUUCACCAGAGAGGAUCUUCUACAUCCAGGUAUCCGCUAAGCACUUGAUGCUAGCCUCGCCCGUACUAGAGGCAACGUUGACUGGCGGUUGGAAAGAGAGUACCAAUUUACUCGAAAAAGGGUCUGCUGAGAUCGCCGCGGAGAAUUGGGAUCUUGAGGCGUUCUUGAUUUUGCUGAGGAUUAUUCACUGCCAGAACGACAAAGUACCCCAAGAGCUCAGUCUUGAGCUUUUUGCCAAAGUCACUGUUUUAACGGACUACUAUAAGUGCAAGUCAGCAGUCCUUUUUUUCGCUCGCUCCUGGGUCCGCUAUUUCGACGACCUGCCCCGUGAGUUCUCCCGAAAUGCGAUCUUGUGGCUAUGGGUUGCCUGGUAUUUCGACUUCUCACUCGAGUAUGAGCCAGUAUCAUUCGUUGUGAUGGCGAAGAGUAGUGGUUCGAUCCCUACUCUAGGUCUGCCUAUUCCGGGUAGUGUACUCGGUAUGUAA